Molecule: messenger RNA, 4644 nt
Organism: Mobula hypostoma (lesser devil ray)
Lineage: Eukaryota; Metazoa; Chordata; Chondrichthyes; Myliobatiformes; Myliobatidae
Gene: sort1a
Product: sortilin 1a
Exons: 20
Coding region: 58-2418 (786 amino acids)
Biological process (GO): endocytosis; vesicle organization; Golgi to endosome transport
Cellular component (GO): membrane; Golgi apparatus
Molecular function (GO): protein binding
Source: RefSeq, a predicted model, not a curated record
AAGCUUUAAAGCGGCCGUGAUGCCGGCUUGGCGCUGACGGUGCUGCGUGAGGUGAACAUGUCCGAGGCGGCGGGGCUGCUCCGGCUGCUGCUGUUGGCGGCGGUCGCCGCCGCGACUCCCGCCCUGGUCUCCGCUUCACGACUGCCCCGCGGUAGCGUCAGCGAAGCCGAAGGGGUCUCCUGUCAGCAGAGCCGGGCUUUCCAGGACAACCUGACCGAACACACGCACGAGUAUCGGUUUGUGGACCUGAGUGGAUCUGUGACAUUGGCAUGGGUUGGUGAUGGAACUGGUGUUCUCUUGGCAUUAACAACUUUCCAGUUGCCGUUGUUGGGCAAACACUUUGGACAAUCACAGUUGUACAGAAGUGAUAAUUAUGGGAAGACUUACUCUGAUAUUACAAAGCUCAUCAAUAAUACAUUCAUUCGUACUGAAUUUGGAAUUGCUAUUGGUCCUGACAACUCUGGAAAGGUGAUCCUUACUGCUGAUGUUUCUGGAAGGAGUAGUGGUGGGAGAAUAUUUAGAUCAAGUGAUUUUGGAAAGAAUUUUGUCGCCACAAACCUUCCUUUCCAUCCACUAUUGCAAAUCCUUUAUCAUUCAGAGAAUUCGGAACAUCUGUUGGCAUUAAGCAUCGAUAAUGAGUUGUGGUUUUCCCCUGAUUUUGGUGAAAUAUGGAGAAAAAUACAUGACUUUGUAUGCCUUGUGAAGUGGGGGCCAAAAAAUAGAGUUUUCUUCACUACCCACCUGAAUGGAUCUUGCACUGCAAAGGGUUUGUUGGAGCUCAAACGAACAGAUGAUUUUGGAAAUACUUUCAAAACUAUUGCGUCAAAAGUUUACUCAUUUGGACUAGGGGGCAGUUUCCUCUUUGCUUCAGUUAUGACAGACAAGGCCAGUUUAAGGGCACUCCACGUGUCUAAGGAUAUGGGAGAGACCUGGAAUAUAGCACAGUUGCCUCACGUAACCACUGAGCAGUUCUACUCCAUUCUGGCUGCCAAUGACGACAUGGUGUUUAUGCACGUCGAUGAUCCUGGUGACACAGGCUAUGGUACCAUUUAUGCUUCAGAUGAUCGCGGAAUAGUGUAUUCUAAAUCCCUUGAGCGACACUUGUACACAGCGACAAGAGGCGAGACGGACUUCACAAAUAUUACCUCACUGCGUGGAGUAUAUGUUAGUAGCAUACUUGCAGAAGAUGGUUCUGUUCAGUCUGUCAUUACAUUUGAUAGAGGAGGGAAAUGGCAGCCGUUAAGAAAACCAGAAAACAGUGAUUGUGAUUCAACUGCCAAAAAUAAGGAUGAGUGUAGUCUGCACAUCCAUGCAUCCUACAGCAUUUCUCAGAAACUGAAUGUACCGAUGCCACCGCUGUCUGAACCCAAUGCUGUUGGUCUGAUCAUUGCACACGGCAGCGUGGGGGAUGCUAUCUCUGUAAUGAAUCCUGAUGUGUACGUGUCUGAUGAUGGUGGAUACUCUUGGUUUAAGGCUUUAAAGGGACCCCAUUAUUAUGCCAUCCUGGAUUCUGGAGGCUUGAUAGUUGCUGUGGAGUAUAACUUGUAUCAGCGUGUCAAUACCAUCAAGUUUUCAAUCGAUGAGGGACAGUGCUGGUAUUCAUAUAAAUUCACCAAAGACCCCAUUAUAUUUACUGGCCUUGCUUCGGAACCAGGAGCUAGAUCGAUGAAUGUCAGUGUCUGGGGAUAUGUGAACCUCAUACUUACACAAAGCUGGGUCUCAGUCACCAUCGACUUUGAAGAGCUCCUUACAAGAGACUGUUCUGAUGAUGACUACAUACAGUGGCUUGCCCAUUCGAGUAACGUUAAUGAUCCCAAUGAUGGCUGUAUGUUGGGCUACAAAGAGAAGUUCCGCCGCUUGAGGAAAUCAUCGCUGUGCCGGAAUGGACAUGGCUACAUCGUCAAUAAACAGCCCAAUGUCUGUCCCUGUACCCUGGAUGAUUAUCUGUGUGACUUUGGAUACUAUCGAAAGGAGAAUAGCUCAGAAUGUAUCGAGCAGUCUGAUCUCAAGGGCCACGACCUGGAGUUCUGUCUACAAGGGAAAAAAGAAAUACUGAAGACAAAUGGAUACCGAAAGAUUCCUGGAGACCAGUGUUAUGGAGGUGUCCAAGUGGAUCGCACUGUGAAGGAUAUCAGUAAAAAAUGUGUCAGUACUUUGAUUGAACCCCAGGAGCUGCUUGGUUCACACAGUACCAACUCUGUGCCAAUUAUUGCCACAGUAAUAGUACUUUUACUGAUCGUGGUAAUCUUUGGAGUGAUCUUUAUCAAGAAAUAUGUAUGCGGUGGACGAUUUUUGGUACAUCGGUACUCAGUCCUACAGCAGCACGUGGAGUCAAAUGCUGCAGAUGAACUAGACAAGGCAAUAUCUGCCAAUAAACCAGAGUACCAUGAUGACUCCGAUGAGGAUCUUCUGGAGUAGAGAAAACUAUUUUGAAGUUACAAGAUUCUGUUCUUGCCAAACAAACAUCACUUUAGUUCUGUAGAAAUGCUGCUGCCUCCGUUCGGAUGUUCUCGAAAAAUUAAACUCUGAUUCGACAGCAGGUGCAGGCGAUGUGAUACUUUUAUGAAUGUGGUGUAUCUAUAUCUACACUCAACGUGGGACAGCUGUCCUGGUUCACUGGAAUUGUGAGGAGAGAAGAGAAUUGGUGUUGACCAGAGAUGUCUUCAUUAAUGAAGGGGAAUCUUCUGUGAUUUUUUGAUUUUGAUUUCUUUUCAGAGCUUUUUAAAAUCUCCUUCUGGGUAUACAACACUCUAAUGGGCUUAUUUUUAUAUGAUCUGCCACUUUUGGGGAAAAAAAAGGCCUCACUAACGAACAUAAACUUUUUUUUUGUCUUGGGACUAGUAAUGUGACAAAUUAAAUUCACUGGGUGAAUUCAUAAAUAGUAAUAUAGCUUGGAGCCCCAUUGAAUCCACAAACCCAGUCAGAGUUCUACACCUAGGCUUCAAAAGUGGCAUUAACUUUAGCACAGUCCUUUUCGCAAAACUACUCAACAUGUUGCGCCACAUGUUUGGAUUAGUGGUCUUGGAAUUUCUUUCUCAUAACAAGCUUUUAAUUAGGAAAGUUAAACCCUGAAAAGCAACGAUCACAUAGGAACUCUGUUAUAGAGAUAUUGCUCUAUAUACUUGACAUUAGAGAUGCACAUAUUGAUAUAUGAAAACUAGUUCAGCAAUGUAUUAAAUCAGACAUACUGUUUUAAUUUACCAUUUGAAAGUGUUAUACUUAAAUCAUGAAGAAGUAAUUAAUGAGAGCAUUCACAUUUAGAGUCAAUCCUAAUCAAUUGUCAAUUGUACUUUAAUUUUAAAUUAAAAUUGAAUGCUUGUGUCCUAACCUGCUGCACUUUUUUUUCCCUGUUUCUUUCAUUGCUGGUGAAUAUAUUUUUAAAGAGGUAUUCAAUAACCUCAGAGCAACACACACACGCGCGCGCGCACAGGAAAUGGCGCAGGUCAGGCAGCAUCUAUGGAGGGGAAAAACCAGUCGAUGUUUUGGGCCGAGCCCCUUCAUCAGGACUGGAAAGGAAGGAGGGAUAAGCCAGAGGAAGAACGGGGGCGCAGGAGGAGGAGUAUAAACUGGCAGGUGAUAGGUGAGGGGGGGAAGUGGGGUGAAGUAAGAAGCUGGGAGGUGAUAGGUGGAAGAGGUGAAGGGCUGAAGAAGGAGGAAUCUGAUAGGAGAGGACAGUAGGCCAUGGGAGAAAGGGGUGGAGGAGAGAAACCGGAUGGACAUGAUGGGCAGGUGAGGAGAAGAGAAGGAGUGAGAGGCGAACCAGAAUGGGAGUGGAAAAAGAAGAGAGAAAUGGGGAUGAAAGGAGAAUUCAAUAAAUCGAAUAAUAUCUGAUUCAUGGCCCGAGCGCCUCUCUGACAAUCCACUAAGAGUAUGAAUCUUUCCAGCUGACAUUUGUCUUUACAUGGUUCAGUGCUAAAUUGGAGAGCCAUGUAAAAUUGUUGUGCCUUUUCACUUCUAGUGUGUUAUCUCAGUGCUAUUUAUUUUGAAGAAGUCGCAAGUUAAUUGAGUAUAUACAUUAAUUUGGGAAAACUCUUCUGGGAAUACUCUACAGCUGUUAAUUUAUUUGUUAACAAUAUUCUACACUUACACCUCUUGAAUUCGAAAAGCUUUAAUAACGAAUCAGUUUCUUGCUUUUGAAGAUGAUAUUGAAUUGUUCUUUGCUUUAUGCUGCCCAUGUACAUUGUGAAUGGGAAGAAUGGAAAUGUCUCUCUGUGAACCGAUGUCGCAGUAUACCUACCCAUAAACUCCCUCAAGCAAGCAAAUGCUCUGAUUGUGCAUGCAGUUUAUGAGGUGACGGAGGCUCUGAAACUUCAGUACUGUGAUUUUAGAAGGGGCUUUCCACCUUACGCAUUUAUUCAUGGCUAUAUUUGUUACUUUUGUCUGUGUAGGGAAAUGUGAUGAUUUACUGCUGUCCAAUAUAAGCAUCACUGUAUGAUUCAAACUUUGAAUAUUCUUCUACUGGAUUUUGACCUAUGCAAGCUUCAUCAUAUUAUUGUUAUGCUUUGCACAUUGGGUUUUGUGCAUAAUUUUGCUGCAUGUAUCUUCCCAUAAUCUUUGUUUCAACUUUAUAUUCUGUCAGUGAGCAAAAUUCUGGCCCUCCAGAACCAUGGUAUUAAAUGUAUGCUUAUGAUGUGAGCAAUCUUG